GAGCUAGAUCAUUAACGGCUUUAUAUGUGAGGAGGAGAAUUUUAAAUUCUAUUCUGGAUUUAACAGGGAGCCAAUGAAGAGAAGCUAAAAUAGGAGAAAUAUGAUCUCUCUUUGUAUAACAGUGGCGUUCUUAUUGUGUUUUAGCAAACGUAUUAUAACAAGUAAUUCAUUUUUAGGCAUAAAACACAAUUAUUCUUUUCUUUCCAGGAUUGUUCUUUCCAAGGAUAAUUCCACCAGAAGGAAGCGGAAAAGAACAUGAAAAAGUGGCUGAUUGUUCCCUGAUCUUUUUAAAUUAAAAUCAGCAGAAUAUUUAAGUCUUUCCAUGUCGUAAAAAUGUAUUUAGAUGUUCAUUUCCUUAAAACCUUGAGACCUACAUGUUUUAAAUCAGCAUUAUAACAGCAUUUAUGCUCUGGAAUGUCGUCCUGAUUUUUGCAGCAGGAAAACCAUGGGAGCACGACCACGUUCCCUCCUCCUCUGUCGGCACAGCGGGCGGGUGGAGAAAGGGAGGAGGAGCGCUGAGAAAUCUGACGCAGUGUUUGCAGCUGCUGCAUCACUUCCACUCUCUGCUCCCCGGCGGACGCACGGCGUCUCUACAAGCCAUCACAAACACUCGGCUCCUCCCGGUUAGCGAGAGCCCGAGGGGCGGCAUCAGUGCACGGAAAUGUUGGCUGUAACGAUCCGAUGGCAGGCGGAGCCCUGGGCCUCAGGUUCGGGGUUAAAGCUGGAACUUUAACCGCGGAGGUCUGCUCUUGUGUGCUGAGUGGCGCAGGAGAAGAGGAUGUCUCCGCGGCCGCAGGCACUCCUCCCAUUGCUGCCACAACACUUGAUUAUUAGCCGACACCAAAGGGCUGUUGUUUCCCUUCUGACAGACGAUUUGUUGAUCGGAGGAGCGCUGCUUUUUGAGGGGAUUCGUCUACCAUGCUGCCUGUUCAGAAACCAUGAAAACUCUCAAUGAAAACAACGACGAGGAGGAGGAGAAGGAGGGAUCUGGGUGCAGCGCCAUGGAGGAAAAGGAGAACAAUCUGAAAACGGCCAGGUUGUGGAGGGAUGCUGCCCUCCGCUCCAGGAAGCUUCGGAGCAACCUUCGCCAGCUGACCCUCUGCUCCAAAAAUAACCAGAUCGUCCUACCCGACGAUAUAUCCGACAUAGAGGUGCUCAACCUAGGAAACAACUCCCUCCAGGAGCUGCCGGACGGAUUGCAGUCCACCCUCAACAAUCUGCGCAUCCUUAUCCUUCGCAGGAACAGGUUCACCGCGGUGCCUAGGGUGGUUCUUAAGCUGGGGCAGCUGGUAGAGCUUGAUAUAAGUCACAAUUGUUUGAGGAGCCUACCUGAUGGUGUAGGACAGCUGAGAGAAUUGAAGAAGCUGUGCAUCAGUCACAACAAACUACAGAACCUUCCAGCUCAAAUUGGAGCACUUCAAUCACUGGAGGAACUUGACAUCAGUUUCAACGACCUGCGCGACUUCCCCAGGUCCUUCACCAGCCUUUGCAAGCUGCGAACUCUGGAUGCAGAUCACAACAAGCUGAAUCGGUUCCCUGCGGAGAUCCUCGCCCUGGGUGAGCUUGAGGAGCUCGACCUCUCUGGGAACAAAUUUCAGGCUUUGCCGGCUGACAUCAUGAUGCUGAAGUUCACCAAGAUUCUGUGGCUCAGCAGUCUGCACAUGUCCUCUUUGCCUGACACUUUCUGUCAUCUGCACAACUUGGAGAGCCUGAUGCUGGAUGGGAACAACCUCACAGUGCUGCCUUCAUCCUUUGCUCAGCUGCAAAGACUGAAAAUGAUGAAUUUGUCUUCUAAUGACUUUAAGAACUUUCCACAUGCUAUUUUAAGCAUCACAGGAUUAGAGGAACUCUACCUGAGCAGAAAUAAACUGACUCAUAUUCCAGAGGAAAUCGCUCAGCUGGUGAAGCUGGUAAAUCUCUGGCUUGACAAUAACAACAUCACUCAUCUACCUGAUUCGAUUGUGGAGCUGGAGAAGUUGGAGGAGCUUGUUUUACAGGGUAACCAAUUAGCCAUUCUUCCAGAUCAUUUUGGGAAGCUGUCCAGGGUUAAUAUUUGGAAGGUGAAAGAUAACCCUCUCAUCCAGCCUCCAUAUGAGGUAUGCAUGAAGGGAAUCCCAUACAUUGCUGUCUAUCAGGAGGAGCUUGCACAGUCUCAGCUUGCUGUGAAGCCAUGGCUGAAACUGGUGUUGAUGGGGACAGCAAAUGCUGGGAAAACCAAGUUGAGACAUAGUUUGCUUGGAACUGAACGGAAUGUAAGAGGAACACAGGAAAACAAAGGAAUUGAAGUCACUAAUUGGGUGGCUGACUCUGAUCGCCAUCUAACAUUCUUAGUGUAUGACUUGUCAGGGAACCAAAACUAUGACCUCAUUAAACCCUUUUUUUUCUCCCCUGGUGCUCUCUGUGUUCUUGUUGUCAAUCUUAAAGCUUACUCACCCAAGAACUUUUAUGCCCAUGUUGGGUAUUUUCUUCACCUACUGUUUGCUAAAGUCCCCCAUGCUGUGGUGUGCUUGGUGGGCACACAUUCAGACCUGUGUGGAGAGAUGGAGGUGGAGGAGAAAACUCUGGACAUACACAGACAGAUCGGCCUGCAGGAGAGGAGUGACAUCCAGUGUCUGAGGAGCCUGGUACAGCAGGUGGACCUUGCUCUGGAGCAAGGCUACAAAGUCCGCACCUCCAGCCCACAUGUCCUCUUUUAUGGUGUCAGCGACAGAAACCUGAGGCGCAGGAAAGCCCAGUUGCAGUACAUGCUAAACCAGAGGUUGCAGAUCCUGUCCCCGGUCCUGUGUGUUAGUUGCACGGAGACCCAGAAGAACAUCCAGAAGCUGAGGGAGAAGCUCAUGUCAGUUGUAGACCACCGGGAGAUAUUCCCCAACCUUCACCGUGUGCUGCCAAAGUCCUGGCAGAUGCUGGAGGAGUUGCACUUUAAGUCCAAAGAUCUGUGGCUCUCAUGGUGGAGCUCAGCCCGUUUGGGCCUCCAGGCGGGACUUACAGAGGACCGACUGCAAAGCGCCUUGUCCUACCUGCAUGAGAGUGGGAAACUGCUCUACUUUGAAGAUAGCAUCACACUGAAGGAGUAUGUUUUCCACAAUCUUCCACGUUUUAUAGCAAUUCUUAAUGUCUUCUUUCAGAGGGACAAGUCCACGCUUUUGAACCGGCUGUUGUCUGAGGGGGAACGGGGAGACAAGGGGAGAGUGAGUCUGGUCAUUGAGGAUGAGAAGGGAGAGAACCUCAGGGUCACCCAUCUUCAGGAACACCUGGAGGGCUUCCUCCAUGAUGGCCUCUUGCCCUCCAAUGUCAUCCGCCUGCUUCUUAGACCGCACAUCCAGACACAGCAGGACCUCCACCUCAUUAUGGAGCUCCUGGAGAAGAUGGGGAUCUGCUACUGCAUCACCAAACCCCGAACCAAGCCCCUGAAUGGGGCCACAGCGUGGUACAAGUUUCCUAGCUAUGUCAGUAGUGAGGGAGCUUUGUUGGAAGACUUAGCUGGAGGAAACUUUCUGCCUAUUAGCCCUUUAUUCUCAGUGGAACAGCUGUACAUCCAGUACAGCUUCCCUUUCCUGUUUCCUCCUGGACUGUUUGCACGCUUCAGUGUGAAGAUCAACAACCAUGUGGUUCAGCGGUCAGAUGGCAGGCAUCAGAUAUUUGCCCAUCGGGGUAAAGUCCCAGUGGUGAUCAGCCACCAGCCCUCCAAGGGCAAACUCUUCGCAGAAACUCUGUCCAUCGCCAGCCACGCCUCACUGCCUAACAUUUGGACUGCCUGGCAGGCUGUCACUCCACUGGUGGAGGAGCUGAACAUGUUGCUGCAAGAGUGGCCAGGCCUGCACUAUUCUGUACAUAUUCUCUGUUCCAAGUGCCUCAAGAGAGGGUCCUCCAACCCGCAUGCCUUCCCGGGGGAGCUGCUAAGCCAGCCACGGCCCGACGGUCUGACUGAGAUUAUCUGUCCAAAAAACGGCUCGGAGAGGGUCGACGUGGCCCUGGUUUACCCCCCAACUCCCACAGCCACGAGCCCCAAGUGACACCACCACAACCUCCCCACCCCAACUGCAACUCUCACGCCCUGCCUACACAAUGGCAUACCUGACCCAGCUUGUCAAACCCUGUCACAGAGACACCUCCUCCCACACCUUUUCUGCUGUCCACCAUCACCAUCAGCGCAGCUGGUUGAGCAAACACAGAGGAACUCACAGCACAUUCAGGUGUGUGGGUCAGAUGUCUCUUGGCGUCACCUCAGUGCAGACGGAGGAGCUUUUCAGCAGCAACACGUCACUUUUCUGUAGCACCUGACGUCCUAACACUGCUUCCCAAGUUUCUAUGUUGACUCUAAGAUGAAACAGUUUAUUCUCUGUCAACCUGAAUCAAAGUCCAAAACUCAUGUUGCAUUUAUUUGGUCUUUUAUCAACAAACAGCCGUUUUCUAGAGAAACUUGUGAAGCAGAGAGGCUGCUUUCUGCUUCCUGAAUGAGAACAUACAGUGAGGACCUCCUGAGCAGGGUGUUGAACGGCUCCCAUCCCAAAGCUGCAGACCUGUGGGGCAGCAUGAAGAAGACCCGUAGCAAUGUGUCUUGCUCAUACAUGUUGCUAUUCAGUGCAGACCACAAGUCACAAUGACCACAGACAUGUUAGUAAGGUUGGGACAGAAUGUAACUGCAGAUGACAAGCCAGCAGGUAGAGCCAAAGAUCAAAGAGGGCUCAUUUUAAUAUGAAGGAAGCAGCACCUCUGCAAGAUGAAUGUGAGAAUAUUAAACAUGUAGUUCUAAUUCUUUGAAACAGCUGGUCUGUUUUCAGUUGGCUGGAUGUUUUUAUCACUUCAUGUAAGUUCUCACAUAAAUCAAACCAACUGCUUAGCAGGCUUUAGGGUAUAUCUGUAAAAGCACAGUUUCUUUGACCAUCAGACAGUCCACUCAACCUGAGAACAACACAGCACCAGCAAUGGUAACCCUAACCCUGGAGUGUGGAAAUGGGGUCACAGCAAACAUAAUAAAAAGAUUCUGCAAAGGUGCCUCCUUGUUUCAGUUGGAACUGCUCACACAGAAAAGAUUUUAUAGGAACUUUCCCAGCGUUGUUGCUUUGUGGAUGUUCAUGUUUUUCUCCACAUGCAGAGCUCAUGUGAGUCUGGUAGUUUCACGCUGGGAUUAGUGUAGAAUUUCUUCCAUUUGGAGCUAAUGGACAGCUUGUCCGAGACGACAAUGCUGUGGGAUUGGCUCCACAUCACCAACUCCAGUCAUAACGUCCAUUUAAAUUCAGGAUUUAUUAAUGAUUGAUAAUAAAAGAAAGUUAGAUUUUUAUCCUAAAGUGGUUCAAAGAAAUUUAGAAAUGCGUCAUAAUAAAUUAGAAUAUUGUUGAAACGUUUAGUUAUUUCAGUAACUCCAUCACUUUAUAUAGAUUAUUUCCACACAGAAUAAUGAUUUCAUGCCUAUACUUCUGUAUCUGUUAAUUAUUAGGAUUUUCUGAUAAUGAAAACAUGACAUUUAAGUUUAGAAUAUUACAUGAGAGCACAAAAAACAUUUUUAUUACAGAAAUGUGGGCUUAAUAAAAAUGAUGUUUAAUACCUGCUUAAAAGUUCAUUCCAAAAGGUUAAAUCUGACAAACAAACCUCAGCAGCACAGAUUCUAAUUUACUGUGAUGUACCUGUAGAUACCUGUUGUCUGCUAGAAUUCAUCCAAGCUCUGGAAAUGGGUUUUUACUACACAAAGAAAUAUUCUGCAGAAUGGGACAGACCAAAUUUUAUCAGACAUAAGAAAUAAAAAGGAAAUCUAACAUUCCAGAGCUGGAACAGUUUCUUGAACACACAGCUCAUCUGAGCCUUGUGGUCUGCACUCCUUCGGACUCUGAAUGACCACUGGUGGUACUUUGUGACAACAAACUGCUGCUCUAGAUAUCAGCUUUUCCUGCACACAUUGUUCAACAUGCCGCAAGUUAUCGGGGCUGAGUGUUCAGAUACUUUUCUCCACUGCCACCUCUGACUGAACAACCCAGAACAAUGACUGUGUAUUGUGAAAGGAUGAACCCUGGUUGUUUCCUCACUCUAAAGACCUUUUCUGCAGGAUCAAACUAAAGUCUGUUUUCUUUCUUGUAAAUAAUAUCCUUAUUUUUUUACGUAGACACAACGUGUCGAGCUGUGGCAUAUUUACAGUGCAAUGCUGUGCAUGACUUGAUGGGAGUGCACACAGGGUUUUAUAUGUAACUGGUUUCAACAUGAAUACCAAAUAAAUCAAUAACUGGCUUUAA
Molecule: messenger RNA, 6227 nt
Organism: Girardinichthys multiradiatus
Lineage: Eukaryota; Metazoa; Chordata; Actinopteri; Cyprinodontiformes; Goodeidae
Gene: mfhas1
Product: multifunctional ROCO family signaling regulator 1
Exons: 3
Coding region: 939-4016 (1025 amino acids)
Molecular function (GO): protein binding
Source: RefSeq, a predicted model, not a curated record